This is a messenger RNA of Plasmodium knowlesi strain H, 162 nucleotides long. RefSeq names its product conserved Plasmodium protein, unknown function. The record is from RefSeq and is a predicted model, not a curated record. NCBI's taxonomy places the organism in Eukaryota, Apicomplexa, Aconoidasida, Haemosporida, Plasmodiidae. Bases 1 to 162 code for a protein of 53 amino acids. The transcript has a single exon.
AUGAAUGAUGAUUUGGAAGCCCUAGUUAGUAAGCCGUCCAAGGAGGAGAAUGAAGAAUGCUUAAAUGUGCGCCUAUACAUAAUACAAAUUUUGUUCAUCUUUAUUGUGUGCUUCGUGAUUUUUAUUUUUUUUUUUAUAUUAUUUUUCCUAGGAGUUUUUUGA